Messenger RNA from Aegilops tauschii subsp. strangulata, 2040 nucleotides. RefSeq names its product phospho-2-dehydro-3-deoxyheptonate aldolase 2, chloroplastic. NCBI's taxonomy places the organism in Eukaryota, Viridiplantae, Streptophyta, Magnoliopsida, Poales, Poaceae. Gene Ontology annotation, biological process: aromatic amino acid biosynthetic process. The record is from RefSeq and is a predicted model, not a curated record. Gene Ontology annotation, molecular function: 3-deoxy-7-phosphoheptulonate synthase activity.
UCGCCGGCCGCCUGGUAUAUAAACCCCGACUGCCACCCCCAUUUCCCCCAGACCACACGACUCGCCCUCCGCACAGCAGCCCCACCUACCGACCUACCGCCCGAGCAGCUGCGCAUCUCGCCGCCCAGCCCCUCCCCUCCCCUCCCCACCCGCCGCAGCAAUGGCGCUCGCCACCAACACCGCCGCCGCGGCCGCCGCGCUGACCGGCGGCGCGGCCCAGCCCCGCCGCGCGGGGUUCCUCCCCCUCAAGCGCCGCACCAUCUCCGCGGUGCACGCCGCCGACCCCGCCCGGAGCGGCGGCGCGUCCGUCCCGGCGGCCGCGGCGGCCAAGACCUCGUCCCCGACCGUGGCGCCGGAGGCCGCGGCCGUGACCCGGCCCGCGAGCUGGUCCGUCGACAGCUGGAGGAAGAAGAAGGCGCUGCAGCUGCCCGAGUACCCCAACAAGGAGGAGCUCGACGCGGUGCUCAAGACGAUCGAGACCUUCCCGCCCAUCGUGUUCGCCGGCGAGGCGCGCCACCUCGAGGACCGCCUCGCCGAGGCCGCCAUGGGCCGCGCCUUCGUCCUCCAGGGCGGCGACUGCGCCGAGAGCUUCAAGGAGUUCAACGCCAACAACAUCCGUGACACCUUCCGUGUGCUGCUCCAGAUGGGCGCCGUCCUCAUGUUCGGCGGCCAGGUCCCCGUCGUCAAGGUGGGACGGAUGGCUGGCCAGUUCGCCAAGCCCAGGUCUGACAACUUCGAAGAGAAGGACGGCGUCAAGCUGCCGAGUUACAGGGGCGAUAACGUCAACGGCGACGCCUUCGACCUCAAGAGCCGCACGCCUGACCCCGACAGGAUGAUCAGGGCCUACGCCCAGUCGGUGGCGACGCUGAACUUGCUCCGCGCGUUCGCGACCGGAGGCUACGCAGCUAUGCAGCGCGUCAUCCAGUGGAACCUGGAUUUCAUGGAUCACAACGAGCAGGGAGACAGGUACCGUGAGUUGGCACAUAGGGUGGAUGAGGCUCUUGGCUUCAUGACUGCAGCUGGGCUGGGAAUGGACCAUCCGAUAAUGACGACUACUGACUUCUGGACAUCCCACGAGUGUCUCCUCUUGCCAUAUGAGCAGGCUCUUACCCGUGAGGACUCCACAAGUGGCCUUUUCUACGACUGCUCGGCCCAUAUGGUGUGGGUUGGUGAGCGCACUCGUCAACUCGAUGGGGCUCAUGUUGAAUUCCUCCGUGGUAUUGCCAACCCUCUUGGCAUUAAGGUGAGUGACAAGAUGAACCCUGCUGAACUGGUGAAGCUGAUUGACAUUUUGAACCCUUCAAACAAGCCGGGAAGGAUCACCAUAAUUACAAGAAUGGGGGCUGAGAACAUGAGGGUGAAGUUGCCUCAUCUCAUCCGUGCUGUCCGCAAUUCUGGACAGAUUGUCACAUGGAUUACCGACCCCAUGCACGGAAACACCAUCAAGGCCCCAUGUGGUCUGAAGACUCGUCCAUUUGACUCUAUUAUGAAUGAGGUGCGUGCAUUCUUCGACGUGCACGACCAAGAAGGCAGCCACCCAGGAGGUAUCCACCUUGAAAUGACUGGACAGAAUGUCACUGAGUGCAUUGGUGGAUCGCGGACUGUGACCUUCGAUGACCUGGGUGACCGCUACCACACCCACUGCGACCCAAGGCUGAACGCGUCGCAGUCUCUGGAGCUCGCUUUCAUCAUCGCCGAGAGACUCAGGAAGAGGCGGAUGAAGUCAGGACUCACCAACAACCUGCCACUGCCCCCAUUGGCUUUCUAAGCAGGAAGCACCAGGGAGGAGGGUUUAGAUAGUUGGCAUUUGCAAGCGGUAACCAAAUGCGCAUUCCAUUGAGUUUGUAUGGUGGGGUGCUCUUUGCACAAGCUGUGUGCUUAUGAGGUGUUGGUACUUGUCGAGGACAGCAGGGGGGUAGCUUACUCGUGGUGUUGCACUAUGUUUUGUUUCUUUGUUUUAUUUUUGAGUGUUUGAUCUGUUUGAGCCUUUGUGAUUCGAGAAAAUAAAAAUAAUAUGAGUUACCUUUAUUAAUUUAUUUA